AUGGGGCAGCACAUGUUGAACGAGGGCCACGUGACAGCCUGGCUCAGUUGCUUUGACUCUACAGCUGACGAGAAAAUGAGGCUGGCUGAGUGUUUGGUGGAUCUCUUCCUGGACGGCAUUAGCAGCGACUACUAUCCUCAUGAGGACUGGCAGGCCAUCUUCGGCGUUGCAAUGUCUGAGACAAGAACGCCUCAACCUACGUCGAUGAGAAUUGGCGACUUGGUCUUUUGCUGUUGGUGUGAGCUCUACAGGAACAGGCGGUUCACGAAGCAUGCGCUGCUCAAUGCCAUCCUGCAGCAUCGACUGCCGCGGUCCUUCAAAGUGUGGGUUGAGGAAGCUUUGGCAGGCAAGCUGCACUGGUCUGCCUACUUACAGGCACUCGCAGCUCGAGAUGCCUGGGAACGAGUUCCGUGGGACUACCUCAGCCUCAGCAAGCUCGCGCAAGCUUCAUCAGCGCCAUCGUUCCCAGCUGCACCUGCCUCGUCGGCGUUGCUCAGGAAGAAGCUUCAAGUCGUUUGGAUCAAGGUUCCGCAAGAUCCUUUUGCUGAUCACACAUGUGCAUCUGCUGUCAAGCAAGACCUGUUGGUCCAAAGGCCAGCAACAUGGAGUGUGAUGCAGGACUUCGUGGCAAGAAGCCGUUGGAUUCGAUUCAGAUGUGAGCUGUUAUUACUGCUUGGUGAGAACAUUGCCCUCUACGCAGAGCCAUCGAAGUCCCACUACCCGUCAGGCGAUUUGAGGAUUCGAAAGAAUCCAGCCGCCACCCUCCUCAAUUUUGGCAAGGAUGUUUCGUCAAUGGAGGCCAUCUGUGGAAAGGCUCUCCUUGUUCGACCGGAUGGCACUGACCUUCUAAAGGAGACCGUGGAGAAAGCAUGCUUCUUCAUUGACCUCUUGUAUGAAUUAUCAGAGAGUCAAGAGGGAAUUCAACUAUCCCCGAACCAAAGCAUCCGAGAAGAGCAGAUUGAGAAAAUGCGCCAGGAGUGGCGACAAACGGUGCACAUGGCUGCUGCGAGUUGGCCUGCAUACCAAGUAGGCGAUGCCCUGAAUCAAGAUGGAACGCUCAAGACUGACAGGCCUGCAGUCCCGCAUUCCGGCUCCGAAGAACUACCGGCGGACCAUGCUGAACCACCAGAGAUGUCUGCUCCAGUUGCAGGCAGUGUUCCUCUGUCGCAUCCCUUGCCUCUCAGAAACCAACUCGCAACGACAUUCAAGUUGGUCCGCCUGAAGUUCUCGCGCAAUCCGACUCCUUUUCACGAGUGCUUGCAGCGCUGCAAGGAGCUUGAUGCCUGUCGAGGGGCUCUGGCAGAUGCUGGCUUCCAGUGGAGACUUCACAGUGGUGCAUAUAUCUUCGUUCCUGUGGAUAUGCAUGCGGCUGUUCAGGAUCAGAUCGAGGAGGAAGGUCUUAUUCUUGGUCCUGCAGAUGUGUUGGUUAGCGAAGAGUUGGAAGGUGCUGUGACAGGCGCAAUUUGCUGCCUGCCUCGGAAGCACAAGGUCAAUGUUGAAAGCCGCCAGGCGUCCACACUUCCAGCUCAACAGUCUGAUCUGACCGCGCAGGAAGAUCCAUUCCCGAUAAAGAUUGAACGCACCUUCAUCCAUGUGAAGAUUCCGAGCUCUCUGCGCACUGAGCCUUCCGAAGGGCCACGUACUGCAUCCAGCACGGAUGCAGACGCCCGGGCCUUGCCUAACCCUCGAAGUUAUGUAAAGCCUCGCUGCCUGUAG
Symbiodinium sp. CCMP2592 is the source of this 1716-nucleotide messenger RNA. The record is from the annotation of a GenBank genome assembly. NCBI's taxonomy places the organism in Eukaryota, Dinophyceae, Suessiales, Symbiodiniaceae.